GCUCAGGCCUGGCAAACAGAGGGACGAAGGCGUGUGUGCAGCCCUGACAAAACAGCUGGAAUGCCCCUCCCUCCUCUGCUCCUAGGCCUUCCCCUUUUGUUCCAUGCAAGGCAUCCCAGAGCCCAGCGUUAGAGGCACGUUGGCGGAGCCUCUUCCCCAACAGCCAUUGCCACGCAGGGAGCCCACGUAGCCCCUUGCCUGCCUCCAAAGCCUGCUCCUUUCCCCAGGAUCAGCUCCUGCCUGCAGCUCUCCAUCUUUGCCAGCAGCAGCAUCCUCCAGCCCUGGCUGCAUCUGCGUCCUUGUCUGCUCCCUCCUCCUCUGGCUUCUCUCCUUCUCCUUGUGUCUGCCUGGAUGCAGCAAGCUUGAGCCUAAGGGAGUGGCACGCUGUACUCCAGGGGAAGCGCUGCAGCCUCCAGGAAGGUUGGAGUAGCAAGAGGCUGCAGCAGGCAGGCUGGAGAGCUCCUCCUCUGCCCCCCUGCAACCUGGAUGCUGAGAAGAGAGAAGGUCUGUGAAGAUGGAAGAAGGGGUCCAUCAUCUAGAAGCCUGACCUGGUGACGCUGGGAAAAUCCUCCAUCUCUUGGUAGCUGCUUGCCUGAAAUACAGAACAAGACAAAAAUGCUGAAGCCAAGUGGACUUAAAAUCCCUGGCAGGGCAGGGAAGCACUCCAGCCCGGUGGGACGGACUUCCGGGACAGUUACAGCUGCUGUCACCACCAGCUCUAAGGAAGGCUCACCUCUGCACAAGCAAGGUCCCGCCUCUACUGGCAGCGCUGAGAAGUCGGGCCCAAAGGUCGCUGAGGUUGGCGAUGACUUCUUGGGAGACUUUGUGGUGGGUGAACGUGUCUGGGUGAAUGGAGUGAAGCCAGGUGUGAUCCAGUACCUCGGGGAGACGCAAUUUGCUCCCGGCCAGUGGGCAGGGGUCGUUCUGGAUGAUCCGGUGGGUAAAAACGAUGGCUCUGUUGGUGGGGUACGUUACUUCGAGUGCCAGCCGCUGCAGGGGAUUUUUACACGACCCUCCAAGCUCACCCGCCAGCCUGUGGCAGAGGGAUCGGGGAGCGAUGCCCAUUCUGUGGAGUCCCUCACAACUCAGAACUUGUCACUGCAUUCGGGGACGGCCACCCCACCCCUUUCUACUCGCGUCAUUCCUCUGAGGGAGAGCGUCCUGAAUAGCACCAUGAAGACUGGAAACGAGUCUGGAUCUAACCUUUCAGACAGCGGGUCAGUGAAGAAAGGGGAGAAGGAUUUGCGGCUUGGAGAUCGUGUCCUGGUUGGUGGGACAAAGACGGGAGUCGUGCGCUAUGUGGGAGAGACGGACUUUGCCAAAGGAGAGUGGUGCGGAGUGGAGCUGGAUGAGCCCUUGGGGAAGAACGAUGGAGCAGUCGCUGGUACAAGGUACUUCCAGUGCCCCCCCAAGUUUGGCCUCUUCGCGCCCAUCCACAAAGUGAUCCGCAUUGGGUUCCCGUCCACCAGCCCUGCCAAAGCGAAGAAGAGCAAGCGGAUGGCCAUGGGAGUGUCUGCCCUGACCCAUAGCCCCAGCAGUUCCUCCAUCAGCUCUGUCAGCUCUGUGGCAUCCUCUGUUGGGGGCAGACCCAGCCGGAGUGGACUGCUGACAGAGACAUCCUCUCGCUAUGCCCGGAAAAUCUCUGGCACCACAGCCCUGCAGGAGGCACUGAAGGAGAAGCAGCAGCACAUCGAGCAGCUACUGGCUGAGCGUGAUCUGGAGAGAGCAGAGGUAGCCAAGGCCACCAGCCACAUCUGUGAAGUGGAGAAAGAAAUUGCCAUCCUGAAGGCCCAGCAUGAGCAGUAUGUCGCAGAAGCAGACGGGAACCUCCAGCGUGCACGAGCCCUGGUGGAUGGGAUGCAAAAGGAAAAGUUUGAGCUGUUGAACCAACUGGAAGAGGAAAAAAGGAAAGUGGAGGACCUGCAGUUCCGUGUGGAGGAGGAGUCCAUUACCAAGGGUGAUCUGGAGACUCAGACGCAGUUGGAGCAUGCCCGAAUACGGGAGCUCGAGCAGAGCCUGCUGUUUGAGAAGGCACAGGCUGAAAAACUCCUCAAAGAAUUAGAGGAUACCAGGUUGACCACCGUGGAAGAGAAGUCGCGAAUCCUGCAGCUGGAGGAAGAGUUAAGUCUCAGGCACAGUGAAGUGGAGGAGCUCAGACAGUGUCUAAAGAACUCGCAUCAGGCCGAGACUCCUGAGCACAACCUUGGCUUGCAUUCGGAGGCUCUUCGUUUGCGAGACCAGCUGCUGUCUGCUAACAAAGAGCACCAAAAAGAGAGCAGUCAGCUGAAGGAAAAGUAUGAGAAGACCCUGAAGAAAUACCAGCAGGAGAUGGAGAAGCUGAAAGCCAUGAAUGAAAAAUACUCCCAGGAAAUAGUUGACCUAAAACAUAAAGUUCAACAAGCCACCAAUGAGAAUAUGGGGCUGAUGGACAACUGGAAGUCCAAGCUGGACACCUUGGCUUCUGACCAUCAGAAGUCCCUGGAGGAUUUCAAAGCCACCCUCAACACAGGGUCUGAAACCCAGCACAGAGAGAUAGUCGAACUGAAAGCCGUGGUAGAGAGCAUAAAGAUGGAGCACCAGCUGGAGCUAGAGAACCUUAAAGCCAAGCAUGAUAUUGAGACUGCUGUUCACAUAAAGGAGAAAGAAAGUCUGAAGCUGAAGCUGCAGGAGGCCAGGGAUGAACUGGAAAAAAGCAACAAUGACUGGAAGAUGCAACUGGAAAUCAAAACCAACCAGCACCUCCUAGAACUUCAGGACAUGAAGGACAAGUACCGAGAUGCCGAACUGAGAGUGCACGAACUGGAGAAGCUACACAGUGAAUAUAAAGACCAGACGCAAGCAAUAGCUUUCUUGAAAGAACAGAUUUCUCUGGCUGAGAAGAAGAUGUUGGACUAUGAGACGCUACAGAAAACAGAGGCCCAGAGUAAGCAGGAGAUCCAAAGACUCCAGGAAAAAGUGCUCGUCUUGGAGAACAAACUGCAGUCCAUGGAGGCCCUGCAUCCUUCUCAGCAUGCAAAUAUGAUUGAAACAAAUGAUAUUUCAGAAGAAAAGAUAAAAAUGAAGCAGACCAUGGAAGAUCUGCAAGACAAACUGAGUAAGAGAGACAAAGAGGUGUCAUCACUGGUCUCCCAGACUGAAACUCUAAGGGCCCAAGUAAGUGCACUGGAAAAUAAAAGCAAAUCUGCAGAGAAGAAGACAGAUUCAUUGUUGAAGGAGAAGAAAAGGUUGGAAACUGACCUGGAUACCUUGUCCAGGAAAACCCAUGACGCUUCAGGACAGUUGGUCCUGAUUAGCCAGGAGCUACUCAAAAAAGAAAGGAGCUUGAAUGAGUUGCGGGCUUUAUUACUGGAAGCCAAUCGUCAUUCACCGGGGCCGGAGAGAGACCUGAGCCGAGAGGUGCACAAAGCAGAGUGGAGGCUGAAGGAGCAGAAGCUCAAAGAUGACAUCAAGGGCCUGAGGGAGAAGCUGAUAGUGCUGGAUAAAGAGAAGUCAGUAACAGACCAAAGGCGGUACUCCCUGAUCGACCCGUCGUCGGAGUCGGAGGUUAUCCGGCUGCAGCACCGGCUGGUCAGCACCGAGGACGUCCUGAGGAACGCGCUGGAGCAGGGGCACCAGAUGGAGAAGCUCAUGGAGGCCAUGAGAAUUUCUUCUGAGAAGACGCAGACCGUUGGGAACGCUGCCUCUGCUAAUGGGAUCCAUCAGCAGGAUAAGUCCCACAAGCAAGAAGAGAAGCUCUGAUAGAGAAGGGGGCGGAGAGGACCAUUUCAUGCCAGUAUCAUCUCCUGUGCACGGACAGGACAAGGGAUGCCACAUCUGGCUCAAGCACCUCCUAAGGACCAGUCACAGUAUUUUUACUUUACAGACAGGACAGUGCUUAUAAUGUACUAACUGACUCAAGUAGGACAAUCCCCUGAUCCAAAUUUUUCAAGACGAGCAUCAUUCCAGAAUGGGGCAUGGGGAUGUCCCUGUGUAAAGGUACCUUUGUUUUGGUUUCUUAUGGUUCGGACUGUGGAAUCGGCAUUGGCCGAAGGAGACCAGUGCUGUUAGUCCCACCUGGAUGGCAUGGCCUGGCUGACAGCUGACUGACGUGGUGGCUGGAACAUCACUGGUGACUCCUUGUAACCCCAGAGGAACAGUGAAGGGAUUUGCUUGUGGCACUAAGAAACUCCUGAGCAUAGUCGCAUGGGCUGCGCGCACACCAGUUGUCUCUCUCCGCCUCUUCCACCCACCCCCAUAUUCUGAAGAACUACACAGGUGAGGGAAAACCCCAGGGCUGAGUCCACUCCCACCGAAGAAAAAGAGCUAGUGGGGAACGCUGCUGCCUCUCCUGCAUGGAAGAUGCUUUGACUCCAGACCAUAGAGACUGCUUUAUUUUUCCUGAUGGUGUGUCGUGCUCAACCUGAUUUGAGGAGACGCUGAAUUCAGUCCAGGUCGCUAGCUGCUGUCUAGGAGUCGGUGUUUAUGAGGGGAGAGUGCCUCUCUCAGCUUUGCUUAGUCUAUCUCUGCACCGAGAGGUCCCUUAGCAGGGCCCAGAGGCAGGAGCGCAGUGGUGCAUGGGUGUGCUGGGUGCUCUUUAGACGUGCAAUGCAAAGCUUCCUUCCCUCUGGCAAGCAGCGACUUGAUUCAGUCUGCUGAACUGCAUGGCAGGAAAUUCCCUACACGUCCACUGAUCUGAGGACAUGUGUUGGGCGUAGUCAUGUCAAGCAGACAUCUCAAACCCCUUUCCUUCUACUAUCCACGCAACUCCAACCAAUACAUAUAAGGACAGGGCUUGCAUAAUAUUAAGUUAAAUUUGUGUGUCCCCCAACCAUCCCCCAUAGCUGGUUUAGGCCCUUCAGCAAAGUCUUCCCAGGAGUUCAGAGGAAAGGACAGGCCUUGUGCUGCUGGAGCCUUCUUGCCAAGGGUGUAUUGUGUCUAAAGGCCUUGAACCCAAGGCCCUGCGUAGAGCAGUUCUCCAGCUGUGACUGAUUUCUGUUCUUCCCCAUAUCUGCCGGUCACAUCAAAUUCUCUCUCCUUGACGCAGUGGGAGGUCUGGGCUGCUGGAUUGUGCCCCACAAGAUGCAUUGAGAAUCAGUGUUACUGUAAGGGCCUCUAGGACCCUGCAAGCCCAGCUGAGUUUCCAGGUUGGCACAUGGUACCCACUGCGAUCACGUGUGCAGAGAACUAGUUAUGUGCGGAUCCAUUUGCACGCGUCUCAGUAAGCGUUUGAGCCUUGCACGGGGGGUGAAUACAUUCCAAGGGCUAUAUUCUAGUUUCAUUCUUUGCACUAACCUCCCACUGGACUCGGGUGGAAUGAGG
Molecule: messenger RNA, 5298 nt
Organism: Gavialis gangeticus (Gharial)
Lineage: Eukaryota; Metazoa; Chordata; Crocodylia; Gavialidae
Gene: CLIP2
Product: CAP-Gly domain containing linker protein 2
Exons: 17
Coding region: 616-3738 (1040 amino acids)
Biological process (GO): cytoplasmic microtubule organization
Cellular component (GO): microtubule plus-end; cytoplasm; nucleus
Molecular function (GO): microtubule plus-end binding
Source: RefSeq, a predicted model, not a curated record